GCGGCGAGCAGCCCUGGGCUGCGGCUUCCUCCCCACGCCCGAGUCUCCUGCGCACCGCCGCCGAGGACGCGCGCCCGAGCUUGGUCCUCACGCCGCGGCGCGCCUGGGCUACCCGCUGAUCCCAGAACAAUCAACCAUGACGACUGAAUCUGGAUCAGACUCGGAAUCCAAGCCGGACCAGGAGGCCGAGCCCCAGGAGGCGGAGGGGGCGCAAGGGCGCGCGGGGGCGCCCGUGCCGGAGCCGCCCAGCGAGGAGCAGCAGCAGGUCCUGGAGCAGUUCGCCUCUGCUGCAGCGCACAGCACCCCGGUGCGGAGGGAGGUCACUGACAAGGAACAGGAGUUUGCUGCCAGGGCUGCGAAACAGCUCGAAUAUCAGCAAUUAGAAGACGAUAAACUUUCUCAGAAAUCAUAUAGCAGUAAACUCUCUCGGUCUCCAUUAAAGAUUGCCAAAAAGCCUAAAAGCAUGCAGUGCAAAGUGAUACUUCUAGAUGGAUCAGAAUAUACCUGUGAUGUAGAGAAACGCUCCAGAGGACAAGUGCUGUUUGAUAAAGUGUGUGAACACUUGAACUUGCUAGAGAAAGACUACUUUGGGCUUACGUAUCGAGAUGCUGAAAACCAGAAGAAUUGGUUGGACCCUGCUAAGGAAAUAAAAAAACAGGUUCGAAGUGGUGCUUGGCACUUUUCAUUUAAUGUGAAAUUUUACCCACCAGACCCUGCACAGCUAUCUGAAGAUAUCACCAGGUACUACCUCUGCUUGCAGUUGCGAGACGACAUCGUGUCCGGAAGGCUGCCCUGCUCCUUCGUUACUCUGGCCUUGCUGGGCUCCUACACUGUCCAGUCAGAGCUCGGAGACUAUGACCCGGAUGAAUGUGGGAGCGAUUACAUUAGUGAGUUCCGCUUUGCACCAAACCACACUAAAGAACUGGAAGACAAAGUGAUCGAGCUGCACAAGAGCCACAGAGGAAUGACGCCGGCAGAAGCAGAGAUGCAUUUCUUGGAAAAUGCCAAAAAAUUGUCCAUGUAUGGGGUAGAUUUACAUCAUGCUAAGGACUCAGAAGGGGUAGAAAUUAUGUUAGGAGUUUGUGCAAGUGGUCUGUUGAUAUAUCGUGACCGGCUGCGAAUAAACAGAUUUGCCUGGCCCAAGGUUCUCAAGAUUUCAUACAAACGGAACAACUUUUACAUUAAGAUCCGGCCAGGAGAGUUUGAACAAUUUGAAAGCACCAUUGGGUUUAAGCUGCCAAACCAUCGAGCUGCCAAGCGUUUAUGGAAAGUAUGUGUUGAGCAUCAUACAUUUUUCAGACUGUUGUUACCAGAAGCACCUCCCAAGAAAUUCUUAACCUUGGGUUCCAAGUUUCGUUAUAGUGGCAGGACACAAGCGCAAACGAGAAGAGCCAGUGCAUUGAUAGAUCGCCCAGCACCUUACUUUGAACGUUCCUCCAGCAAACGUUAUACCAUGUCUCGCAGCUUGGAUGGAGCAUCAGUGAAUGAAAACCAUGAAAUAUACAUGAAGGAUUCUGUGUCUGCUGCAGAGGUUGGUACUGGCCAGUACGCCACAACAAAAGGCAUCUCUCAGACCAACUUGAUCACCACUGUGACUCCGGAGAAGAAGGCCGAGGAGGAGCGGGACGAGGAAGAGGACAAACGGAGGAAGGGGGAAGAAGUCACGCCUGUCUCGGCCAUCCGGCACGAGGGAAAGACCGACAGUGAGCGCACGGACACUGCAGCCGACGGGGAGACCACCGCCACUGAGAAUAGUCUGAUUAAACGAAUAAAGGGUGAAAAUGUGUAUGUCAAACAUAGUAAUCUUAUGUUAGAGGAGCUAGAAAAAACUCAAGAUGACCUGAUGAAACAUCAAACCAACAUUAGCGAGCUAAAAAGAACCUUCCUGGAAACCUCAACAGACACUGCCGUAACGAAUGAAUGGGAGAAGAGGCUUUCCACCUCCCCCGUGCGACUGGCCACCAGGCAGGAGGAUGCCCCCAUGAUCGAACCGCUUGUCCCUGAAGAGAAAAUGGAAACCAAGACGGAGUCCAGCGGAAUAGAGACAGAGCCCACCGUGCACCGCCUGCCGCUUAGCACUGAGAAGGUGGUGCAGGAGACCGUGUUGGUGGAGGAGCGGCAUGUGGUGCACGCGAGUGGGGAUGCUUCUUACUCAGUGGGAGACAGCGGGGAUACUGCAGCACAGCCCGCAUUCACGGGCAUUAAAGGGAAAGAAGGCUCUGCCUUGAUGGAGGGGUCUAAAGAGGAAGGAGGAGAGGAGGUCGCUAAAGCUGUCCUGGAACAGGAAGAGACAGCCGCUGCUUCCCGUGAGCGACAAGAGGAGCAGAGUGCAGCCAUCCAUGUUUCAGAAACUUUGGAACAAAAACCUCAUUUUGAGUCCUCAACGGUGAAGACGGAAACCAUCAGUUUUGGCAGUGCUUCACCAGGAGGAGUAAAGCUAGAAAUUUCUACCAAGGAAGUGCCAGUAGUUCACACCGAAACCAAAACCAUCACAUAUGAAUCAUCACAGGUCGAUCCAGGCACAGAUCUGGAACCGGGCGUGCUGAUGAGUGCACAGACGAUCACAUCUGAAACCACCAGUACCACCACCACUACGCACAUCACCAAAACUGUGAAAGGGGGCAUUUCAGAGACAAGAAUCGAGAAGCGAAUAGUCAUCACAGGGGAUGCAGACAUUGACCAUGACCAGGCGCUGGCUCAGGCAAUUAAAGAGGCCAAAGAGCAGCACCCUGACAUGUCAGUGACCAAAGUAGUGGUCCAUAAAGAGACAGAGAUCACGCCAGAAGAUGGAGAGGAUUGACCAGAGGAAUAACUUAGCUUGCACAUGAAUGCAGUCAUGCAAACCAUUAAGAAAACCAGAGCCUAUAUGGAGUUCCCUCUUCUAACCCAACUGACUUGUAUCUGUCCAUGGAAAAUUUCAGUCCAGAAGAAUUGACCUUGACCAUUACUAAAGACACUGGCAAAGAGAUCUUCCCAUAAUACAGCAAUCUGAUUCAGCAUCACUAAACUGAUAAUGCAUGAAGCGACGAUAAAAUUACAAAAGAGCAGCAUUUUUAAUUUUCACAAAACGUCUCAGUUUUCAGCUCUACCUGCACGUUCAUAACCAACAAUAUAAACCGUGAUCUCAUGUAACACAUACACAAUUCAUGCCUUUCAUAGUUUAUUAUUAUUAAAGUCUAAACAAAAUGGCAAUUUCUUAGGUAACAAACCUUUUGUUUACAAUUAGCGAAGAUUACCCUCAAAUGCUAGAAGCUGUCUAGGUCCGUCCGGUGUGUCAGAUUUUCCCCAGGUUAGAUGUGCCAAUAACCAAGUUUAUUCAGUAAACAACUUGUACUUGUUUCAUCUGGUUUUAUUACUCUCACCCAUAAACAUUAAUGACUCUCUGACCCUCUGGAAAUAUUUAACGCUUCCAAUCUUGCUUUGUGUAUCUCAUUUAAUUUGUUAUAAGGUAGUACUGAUUUUAGCAUAUUAAUGCGAUUUCUUCCUUGUUGUUUGCUUUGGUCUGUGUUCAAUCCGGAGAGCUUUUCAGAGUUCCCUAACAGGUCCUAAAUAUGUAAAUUGUCGUUAUUUUGGGAAGAAGAACCUGUAUUUUUGUUAGUUUACAAUAUUAUGAAAUUUCACUUCAGGAGAACCUGCUGGGCUUCCUGUGGCUUUGUUUUCUUAGUUUCUUUUUCCGUGUAUUUUUUAAUUAAUUUUUCUUCUUUUACUUGACAAGAAAGUGUUUUAUUUUCAAAUCUGGUCCAUAUUUACAUUCUAGUUCAGAGCCAAGCCUUAAACUGUACAGAAUUUCCACUGUAAUUACAACUAUUUAGUGUUAGUUAUAAACAGCCUUCAAAAAGAGAGAUUCUCCAUUAAACGGUCACCUGCAUCACAGCCCAUGGUGAAUGUAUGUUUCUGCAUAGCGAAAUAAAAAUGGCAAAUGCACUGAAA
Messenger RNA from Rhinopithecus roxellana (golden snub-nosed monkey), 3930 nucleotides. It is a transcript of the gene EPB41L3, whose product is annotated as erythrocyte membrane protein band 4.1 like 3. Gene Ontology annotation, molecular function: actin binding; structural molecule activity. Gene Ontology annotation, biological process: cortical actin cytoskeleton organization. The record is from RefSeq and is a predicted model, not a curated record. NCBI's taxonomy places the organism in Eukaryota, Metazoa, Chordata, Mammalia, Primates, Cercopithecidae. Gene Ontology annotation, cellular component: plasma membrane; cytoskeleton.